UGUCGGAGGGGGGAGGGGGUUCAGGCCGGGUCAUGAGGAGCCGCUCGGCCGGGCUGCCCCUUCCCUCCCCUCCCGCCAGUGACGAUCCCUUGCUCCCCCUCUGUGCAUCCCCAGCUCUUGCUGAAGCGGGCCCUUCUUUUGCCUCGGCUGGGACUGGAAGCUGAUGGAGGCGGACGCUAACCAAGCCAAUUCGGUGCUCAGUGCAGACUCUCAGCACGAUCCCUGCAAAAUGUUCGUCGGGGGACUCAGCUGGCAGACCACACAAGAAGGUCUCAAGGAAUAUUUCUGUAAAUUCGGAGACGUGAAGGAGUGCAUGGUGAUGCGGGAUCCUGUUACAAAGCGGUCAAGAGGAUUUGGAUUUAUCACUUUUGUUGACCAAGCGGGCGUAGAUAAAGUUCUAGCGCAACCCAGGCAUGAACUAGAUUCUAAAACGAUUGAUCCUAAAGUGGCUUUUCCACGUAGAGCGCAGCCAAAGAUGGUGACCAGAACAAAGAAGAUCUUUGUGGGCGGAUUAUCUGUAAAUACCACAGUGGAGGAUGUCAAGCAGUAUUUUGACCAGUUUGGAAAGGUAGAUGAUGCAAUGCUGAUGUUUGACAAGACAACCAAUCGACAUCGAGGCUUUGGGUUUGUAACAUUUGAGAGUGAAGAUAUCGUGGAGAAAGUGUGUGAGAUUCACUUCCAUGAAAUCAACAACAAAAUGGUGGAGUGUAAGAAGGCCCAGCCCAAGGAGGUGAUGUCACCAACAGGGACCGCCAGGGGUCGUUCUCGAGUGAUGCCCUAUGGGAUGGAUGCCUUUAUGUUGGGCAUUGGCAUGCUCGGGUACCCAGGCUUCCAGGCUGCUUCAUAUGCAAGUCGUGGUUACACAGGGCUCGCUCCCGGUUACACCUACCAGUUUCCCGGUCCCUUAUUGUUACCUCCAGCCACUACCCUUCCAUCUUCAGCAGGCCGGGCAGGGCAGUCUGGGGUACAAACCUCACAGUGGCCCCCAUCGAUGCUGCUCCAGGAUUGGCCGACGGGAGCAAUCCCCCUGACUGCAUAUGGACCAAUGGCAGCAGCUGCAGCAGCAGCAGUGGUUCGAGGGACAGGUUCAACCCCAACCCGCACUGGAGGGUUCCUGGGCACCACCAGCCCAGGCCCCAUGGCAGACCUGUAUGGGGCAGCAAACCAGGACUCUGGGGUCAGCAGUUACAUCAGUGCAGCCAGCCCAGCCCCGAGCACUGGAUUCGGCCACAGUCUAGGGGGGCCUUUGAUUGCGACAGCUUUCACAAAUGGUUACCACUAAAGCAGAGGCUCGAAAAUCUGAAAAAGGAAGGCCCAGCCCGUCAGCAAGAGGAGGGGGAAAACAUGGGUUUUGGUGGAGCUCAGGCGACUUUUUAAUAAUUUUACUGCACACACUGACUUACUACCAUAAACUCAACUCCGACCACCCCACCCCAUCAACUGAAGAAAACAUCUCACUCCUUCACUAACAUUUAAAGUUUACGCUUUUGUUUUUCCUGAUUUUUUUUUUUGUUUAAUUUAUUUUAUUUUAUUUUUUUUAGCUUAAUGAUCGACCAGUUUUAAGCAGUGUCUUUUUUGUUGUUGCUUAUUUGAAAGUGUUUAGAUGCGUUAUUUUAAAAUGGGAGUUCUGUGAUUGUAUUAGAAUAUUUUGCUAAGGACAUUUUUCUUCAUUUAUUUGACCAUUUUUUUUGCCAGAUAUUGUUUUUAAUGAGUAAGAGCUAAAGAGGAUAAUGUAAAACACUCCUGAAGAAAAUGGAAUCUUGUCUAAAUACAAUUUAUUUUGAUAUUCUUUGUAAAUGUCAUCUAUUAACACUGAAUUCCAGUUAUCAUGGAACAAAAAAAACAACAUCUGCAGGACAAAAAUGUAUAUUUUGGUAAAAAAAACACUAUGAAUCAUAAAAGUAUUUUUUUCUGAAAUUGGAUAAAACGUUUCUGUAAAAUAUGUAAAUAGAACAAGCUGGAUUUGUAUUUGCCUUCUGCACAAAAGGUUCUUUUUUGAGUACGGUAGUAUUUUUUGAGAAAAGGUGAGGCCUAAGGCCACUACACAGCCUGAGACUUAGCAAUACUGUAGAUGACCUUUGACUUCCCAGGAGAUUCUGUAGUUGACGUCGUAAGGGGCUAAUUUACUGUAGAAUUGUUUUUUUUCUUUGACUUCUCAUUUAAAUGAAGGACAUUGGUAGGAAAUGAAUGGUACCUCAAGAGGUCAUAAAGCUGCUAAACAAAACAAAAAGUAAUAAAAUCCACACACUACAUAUCGAUAAAGGUUGUGUAGGCCAGGUCAGGUCUCCAUUUUUGACCCUAGUUUGAGAUAAGAAUGGUUGUUGCUCUAGCUACCACUGUUUUACCUCAGCUGGUCACUUCACAAAGCUGUCAACUCUCCCAGUUUUUAUCUGUAGUACUUGUAUGUGCAUAGUCUGUUUUUGUUUUUGGUUUUGUUCAUUUUAAACUCUUGUAAAACAGCCUGUACUUCCAUUUAGUAGCAACAGGCUAAGUAAGUCACCGUGCGUAACGUAAUGUGGGAAACGAUGCCUUCUCAGCUGUAGAUACGAGAAGAAGGGAGUUUCCUGAGCAAGGGCAGUAGAGCCAAAUCAAGUCAUACCACUGUUUACUGUGAAGGGCAAACUUGCACGUUGGGGUUGUUGGGAGGGGAAGUGGUGGUAGGACCUUUGGUUAUUCCUUUUUUUGGGUGGGGGGGGGGGGGGGACACUUUACACUACAUUUUAAGUUUUCUAUUAAUCUUCCAGUUCCUCCACCCAUGUCCCCAGCCUCCUUCACGUAGUUGUUUCUGCUGGUGUGUCAGUGUGUGAGGGGGGCUCAGGAGCAGAGGAGGCCAGUGCUGGUUCCCAAGCACUCCCUGGUGGUCAGCAUUAAAUAACAUCAGCAGAAGUUUGCAAGGAACCCCUCACUGUCCAUUCAUCGAAUGGAACACAGCCCUUCAGAACCUGCUGGAGAAGGAGCCCCCCCACCCCCCAGAAGCAGGAGUGAGUAAAGAACAUGUACAUGAACAUCAGAACCUUUUGUUUUGAAAGAUGAGGAAUCAAGUUACCUGAGGAGGCUUCUCCUUGCCUCCCCCUGGGUUUAACGACACGUUUAAUAUAUGACAUAAUCACAGGCAGAAAGAGUCGCAUUGAAUUAUUGUAAAAUACUUUUUUAAUUAAUGUGUUUUAGAGGGAGGAAGAAAAGAAAAAUCAGGAAUUGAUUUUUUUUUUAAAAGAAGAUUAAGGCCAGUUUAGCGCUUACAGUGAAAAGAAAAUAGCAAAACAGAAAACUGUUUAAAAUGAUAAGAUUUUUAGGGCAUUAAAUGCUGCGAUUCUCUGUCGAUUUAUUCCGGGGACAUUUACUUGUCCCUAUGUCAGUGGUUAGGCUGACGUUCUGUGGAGAGUUGUUAGCUUUGCUCUUAAUUUUUAAAAAAAAAACUACUGGAAUUACAAACAAACAUUUGUUUGUGAAAGCAAUAAACGCUAUUUUGUAAAAAUGCAUCUUGGGGAGCAAUUUUUUUUUUUGUUUGUCAUUUCGUUGUUUUUUUGUUCUGUCAGCCGGGCCUCAGUUGGCAGCACCCUCGCCUCAUGGGUCACAAGGUCUGGGUUCAGGUUCCGCUCCAGGGCUUGAACUCUCAACUCAAGGCUGACAUCCCAGCGCAGUACCGAGGGAGUGCUGUUCUGUCAGAGGGUGCCGUCUUUCGGAUGAGACGUUAAAGCAAGGCCCCGUCCACCCCCUCGGGCGGAUGUGUAUGAUCCAUGGCACUAUUUGCAGAAGAGCGGGGAGGAGGGGGUUAUCCCAGGUGCCCUGGCCAAUGUUUAUCCCUCAAUCAACAUCACACACAAAAAAAAACAGAAUGUCUGGCAUUAACCCAUUGUUGUUAGUGGAAACUUACUGUGCACAAGUUACUGCCACAGUUUGUACAUGACAACAGUGACCAUACUCCCAUUAAAAGUACUUCAUUGGCUGUGAAGCACUUUGAGAUGUCCGGUGGAUAUUAAAAGCGCUAUGCGAGCGCAAGUCUUUCUUUUUAAAUGAAAUGGUGUUUGGUGAAUAAUGUCUUGCUCCCCCAGUGCAUUGUACUGCCAGGCAGAGGUUUUUGCUUUUUAAUCCUUUUUACAUUUCUGUCUAUUUUUUUUGCCAGUAAGUUAUUGCAAUCUGAGAAAUGUCAUCUCUGGCUCUGUAACCC
Molecule: messenger RNA, 4168 nt
Organism: Hemiscyllium ocellatum (epaulette shark)
Lineage: Eukaryota; Metazoa; Chordata; Chondrichthyes; Orectolobiformes; Hemiscylliidae
Gene: msi1b
Product: musashi RNA binding protein 1b
Exons: 15
Coding region: 164-1282 (372 amino acids)
Cellular component (GO): cytoplasm
Molecular function (GO): RNA binding
Source: RefSeq, a predicted model, not a curated record